Molecule: messenger RNA, 2037 nt
Organism: Rhagoletis zephyria (snowberry fruit fly)
Lineage: Eukaryota; Metazoa; Arthropoda; Insecta; Diptera; Tephritidae
Gene: Gk1
Product: Glycerol kinase 1
Biological process (GO): glycerol-3-phosphate biosynthetic process; glycerol metabolic process; phosphorylation
Cellular component (GO): mitochondrion
Molecular function (GO): glycerol kinase activity
Source: RefSeq, a predicted model, not a curated record
GAGCUGUCACAAUUGAUACCACCUUUUAUUAUUGCAUCAUGGCCUUAUUAUACUUUUUUUGCUCCUCAUUAAUUGCAACCAUGCAAUGUUCUUAUCAGACUUUUUUUGUUGCAUAAAAACUGGAGAAUGAUAAACAACGAUAACAGUUGCUAAUAUGAAAAUUAAUUAGAAUAUUUUUGUUUUGCAAAACAAUUUGAUUUCCGUACCUGCAAAUACAUUAUUCGAAUUGGAGCAACACUUUUGUAUCUUUAUAUCAUUACGCCAAUCGAGUGUCAUAAGGAAUCGUAUCGAUCAAUUUAUUGCCAAGCGGAUCAAGGGUCAGGGUGCAAAAAUCGCAAUAUACGUAAUUCAAACAAGUGUAAUUUGUGCUCGAGCAACCAAAGCAAAUUUAAAUCAUGUCUUUUGGAAAACUAGUUGGCUCAAUUGAUGAAGGCACCACGUCCGCCCGCUUUAUGAUUUUUCGCGCUGGUACAAACAACGUCGUAUGCUAUCAUCAAAUUGCAGUGCCAUCUAUUUAUCCACAGGAAGGCUGGGUGGAACAAGAUCCCAUCAUCAUAUACGAUCUGGUUGUGGAAUGCAUGGAAGAAGCCGUAAAAAAAUUGGAAAAAUUAGGAGGAUCAGUUAAGGAUAUUGUUUCAAUUGGUAUAACAAACCAAAGGGAAUCAACUAUAAUUUGGGAUCGGGCAACCGGUAAACCAUUGCAUAAUGCCAUUAUUUGGUUAGAUAAUCGCACUUCAAGUACUGUUGAUGAACUGGUUGAGACUAUACCAAAUAAGUCGAGAAAUAUUAAUUACUUGAAACCACUAUGUGGACUACCUAUUUCACCAUAUUUCUCGGCCUUGAAAAUGCGCUGGAUGCGGGAUCAUGUUGGUGAAGUUCAGAAAGCUAUGGAUGCAAAUACCUGUCAAGUUGGAACUAUUGAUACAUGGUUAAUUUAUAAGUUGACGGGGGGACCUGAUGGCGGAGUCCACCUAACUGAUGUAACAAAUGCAUCGCGAACUAUGCUAAUGAACAUCGAGACUUUGAGAUGGGAUCCUCAUCUGCUACGUUUCUUUGGGUUGCCCGCUUCAAUGUUACCACAAAUUCGUUCGAGUGCAGAGAGGUACGGUGAUGUAGUUGUGGGUGCUUUGAAAGGUGUUCCAAUCGCAUCGUGUUUGGGAGAUCAACAGGCUGCCCUUGUAGGCCAGCAAUGUUUGAGUCAUGGACUUGCGAAGUCUACAUACGGUACAGGCUGUUUUCUUCUCUAUAAUACGGGAACAUCAAUUGUGCAGUCUAAGCACGGGUUACUUACAACGGUUGGUUAUCAACUAGGUCCGCGUGCACCGGUAAUGUAUGCUUUAGAAGGUAGUGUAGCAAUAGCUGGAGCAGCUAUAAAUUGGAUGAAGAACAACUUGGAACUAUUCGAUUCGGUCAGUCAAGUCGAAGAGAUGGCGGGCAAAGUUGAAGACUCUUUAGACGUUUAUUUUGUUCCUGCGUUCAGUGGGCUUUAUGCCCCAUAUUGGAACCAAGAAGCUCGUGGCGCAAUAUGUGGCCUCAGUGAAGAAACAACUAGCGAACAUAUCGUGCGUGCAACUCUGGAAGCCAUCUGCUUCCAAGUUAGAGAUAUUUUGGAAUCCAUGCGCAAAGACUGCGGUAUUCCUAUGACAAAAUUAAUGGUUGAUGGCGGUAUGACCGCAAAUAAUCUAUUCCUGCAGCUGCAAGCUGAUUUGGUGGGCAUCAAUGUCGUCCGUGCUAAGAUGCAGGAGACGACCGCAUUGGGUGCAGCACUGGCUGCAUAUAUGGUGGUAGAGCCAAGUUAUGACAUCACAGCACCUCUCGUCGGCAGUUCGGGUCAAUUGAGCACUUUUAAGCCGACCAUUGGAAAUCAUGAAAGAAAUAUGCGUUAUAAAAAGUGGAAGAUGGCUGUAGAGCGAUGCAUGAAUUGGGACACGUCUACGCUGACGGAAUCUUCAAAGCUGGACUUCUAAUAAUAAAAAUUUGGCUUGUAAACCAAUCGUUAUAAUUAGCUAAAUAAAAUAAACCCUUAUGUAAAUAGAA